GAUUCUCGGGGCAUGUCUUGUAGUCCAUUUCAAUCGAUUGUAUAGUUGGAUUGUGUUUUAUUCCUCGAACGCGUUAUUAUAAUAAACGGACAGUCUAACCUAAAAGUCAGCUCCGAUUGUUUCACUUUGCUGUUCCCCACUUGUGAGAGAAUAGAUGUACGGAUAGUUGAUUUACGUUCUGAGAGAAUUGAAAGAAUUGAAGUGAGAACUUUUAUACAGAGACUGUGAGAGGGAAGGAAAACUAACACUUGUGAACUCAGUGAGUUCUGUGCGAGCCUACACUAUAGUGAUUUAUUAAUUGCCAAUCCCCUUAUAUAAAUUUCGUAACAGUAGUUACCAAAGCCAACGGAGUUUAAAUUAUUACUCUAGCCAGCAAUUGCCACGCCAACCAACUUUUUUGUUUGAAGUCCGAAAUACAUCACGCAAGAGGUCUUGGUAAUACAUAUCGAUUAUUGUUAACAUUUUAGCCAUGAAGAUCUUAAUUACCGGUGCAUCUGGUUUGUUGGGUCGUGCUCUUAUGAGUGAGUUUGAGGGGGAUACCUCGUUUGAUGUCCUGGGCUUGGCUUUCUCUCGUCCCAAGGGGACACUCCGAAAGGUUGACAUCAGAGACGAAGAUGGGGUGAGAAAGAUCAUGCAAGAAUUCCAGCCUGAUGCUGUGAUCCAUGCUGCUGCACAAAGAAGACCUGAUAUAGUCGAGAGGGAUGAAGAGGCUGCCAGGACAAUCAACUGCAGUGCAACAGAAAUAAUAGCCACAAUUAGCGCCGAGAUUGGUGCUUUCUUGAUCUUCAUCAGUACUACAUAUGUAUUUGACGGCACCAACCCCACAUAUAAACCUUCAGACCGUACCAAUCCAGUCAAUAUAUAUGGACGACAAAAACUAGAAGGAGAGAAAAUCUCGCAAACACAUAACCCAAAUUAUGCUGUCUUACGAGUACCCAUACUGUACGGCCAGAUCGAGACGAUAGAAGAGAGUGCUGUCACUACCCUUCUCAAUACCUUGGUGAACCAAGACAACGUUGACUUGGUGGAUGAUUGUUGCAUCCGAUGUCCAACCCAUGUUGAUGAUAUCGCUGUGGUCUGCAGACAAAUGUGUGAGAGGAGAACGACGGAUCCUGAGUCGGUCAGUGGUGUGUUCCAUUGGUGCGGAGCUGACUUCAUGACAAAAUACACAAUGAUAGUCACAAUAGCCAAUGCCUUCAACCUUCCUCAUGGUCACCUUAGAGCUAACCCAGUCCAACCAGCGGGUGAAACGCCACGCCCCAAGGAUUGCUCCAUGGAUCGAUCAAAGCUGGUCUCUCUGGGUAUUGGACAGACUACACCCUUCACCGAAGGGAUACAAAAAGUGAUGAAACCGUUCAUCUCAAAGAAUUAUUCCUAAUCGUAAAAAUCAAUGAAAUAUAUAUUUUUUUCGAUAAACUGGUACUCGGCUCAGGCUUACCAAUCAUGCAGAUAGCUACACUCGAAGAAAAACAAGUCAAAUGAUGUGCAUCUUCAAUAUUGCUAUUAGUUUUAUUAAUAUUAUGUAAGAUGCAGGGUUAAGUGUAAUUUUGCACCUGUUAUGUCGCACCUUUGAGGAGAGCACCUUUAAAGAUAUCUCUUUCAGAAAGGACUCGGAUAGGCAUGUAUCUUUCAAGCAAUUGAGUAAUUUUUGGGACUUUUGCUAACAUCAGUGUUGUGUGACCCUAUGUCGUCAGUGCACGCAAUUAUGUUUCAAGAGGACAGCCAUCAAUAUCAUUACAUGCUCUGCUGUAUAAAGUAUAAAAAUAUUUUUCAUCCGCUCCCUAGACUUAUUCUAAAACUUUAGCGGUUAAUAGGCCAUUGUGACACAAUUUGCAGACAAUUUUUAAGAUUGUUGUGUAUCAUAAUUUAAGAGUUCAAACCUUUUGGAACUGAAAAACAUCAAGGUUUACAAUGGGAUAGAUAGCCCUUAAGUAUAAAAUAAAUGACGGAUUUUUCUCUUGCCAUUUUCCAGUCGUACUUCAUACAGUUUUUUAUUUUCACAUUGCUGUGAAAAAAUCGUUCAGAAUCAUUUUUUCCAGUUCUUACUGUUAGAUCAAUUAUUUGUUUUUAAUUAUGAAAUAAUAUACUGCAGUUGCAAUGACAAUAAUGAAUAUCUAUGAGUAGUAAUGUUUACCAGGUUUAUGGUAAUCUGUCGUUUCAUUUGAUUAAAUUAAUUAUUGGACGAAUCUUGUGUUCAUCUUCUUUGAAUUUUGAACUCGAAAUUUUAUAAACCCGAUGCAAUAGGUUUUUUUCUUCCUGCAAGCAUUUGCACUGGAUGGAGACGACGACGAAGACAACAGUAAAAGGGUGGUGUCAGAGACGAGGCGGUCCACACUUAAAACCACCCCUUUGAAAGAAAGGAACCAUUGUGCCCCUCGUCAUACCCGUGAUGAUCCUAUGUUUAAGGAGCUGCCGAACCCUUGAGGAUGCUAAAUUCACUGGCCCAUGUUAUGAAAUCGAGUUUGGUCUUACUCUGCUAAAAUAAUUACAUGUUGGCUUUCCAUAGAUAAACCAGACUGUAUAGACCAGAGUUUGAAUGAAACUCAAAUUCAGAAUACGGACCAUUCUAUUUCAGAAAUCUGCGCAUGACUUCCAUGAAUCACUGCAGAUGCACUGCACUUUCCAGUUUUAAUGAACUAGAUGAGAUAGUCUUAUCAAAAUUUACAUAAAAAACAGCGCUUCUUGGUGAUAAUAAAGAAUCAUUACUUUCAAUAUUUAUCGAAGGCACCCAUUAUUACAGACUGUUAGGCCUACUUUCAAUAAUUUGUUCAUAAUAAUUCAAAGUAAAUAUCGAUUUCCAUAGUAUCUUUGCAAAUAGGGAUCAAGUUUUAGUUACACAUCAAUUAAUAAUGCUAUAUAUCCACUGAAUACAAUAAAAAGAGUAGAAUAUAUAAUUUAGGUAUGCUUCUUAAA
Messenger RNA from Lytechinus variegatus (green sea urchin), 2913 nucleotides. Its product is annotated as methionine adenosyltransferase 2 subunit beta-like. Lineage: Eukaryota; Metazoa; Echinodermata; Echinoidea; Temnopleuroida; Toxopneustidae. Gene Ontology annotation, molecular function: methionine adenosyltransferase regulator activity. Gene Ontology annotation, cellular component: methionine adenosyltransferase complex. The coding region runs from base 470 to 1378 and encodes 302 amino acids. Gene Ontology annotation, biological process: S-adenosylmethionine biosynthetic process. The record is from RefSeq and is a predicted model, not a curated record. The transcript has 6 exons.